This is a messenger RNA of Lates calcarifer (barramundi perch), 1477 nucleotides long. RefSeq lists its product as uncharacterized. The coding region runs from base 109 to 1122 and encodes 337 amino acids. NCBI's taxonomy places the organism in Eukaryota, Metazoa, Chordata, Actinopteri, Centropomidae. The transcript has 7 exons. The record is from RefSeq and is a predicted model, not a curated record.
UCAGCAGCGCUCUUCAACCUCAGGUGCGGCGGCGUACUCCAGCAGCUUCCAGCCGAUUCUCGGUCAUUCCCGGCGGGCAGAGAGAAGCGGAGCGGAGCGGACUGGACUAUGUCGGCGACUCCCGGACAGAUGAUGAUGGCCUGGGUUUGGGUCUGUUUGGUGACUUUAGCCCGGCUCAACACGGCGGAGGACCCGCAUCGGGACGUGGACGAAGGUUUGGCCGCCCUGCAGGCACUAUUCUCGGCUUCUGAGCCGCCGGUGGAGAGCGGGAGCGGCGGAGGAUUCUUCCCGGUGCCGGUGUGGAAGUUUGUGAAAGAACCUGGUGAUGGCACAGAACCAUCAGAUUUCGGUCGGCCACAGUUUCGCUGCAGCGACCAAUUGCUGUCUGUUCGCUUCUCACUCAUCCGACACUCUGACCUGCGUCUGCAAGAUGGAAGGAGGUUGUUGUCGUUGCCAGACCGGUGUCAUGGUUCUGUGCGAACCUUUGGACCAUGGUUGCUGCUGAAGCUUCCUUACACCAGCUGCCACAUGUCAUUAUGGGUUUCUAAUGGGACGUGGUUUCACCAGUUGAAACUACAUUACUUUGACCACCUGCUGCAGGCGAAGGUGACCGGUGUGGCUUCCUGCGAGAACCCAGCGACAUUGCUGCAUCUGGAGCCGCCGCUGGUGACCUGCAGAAUGGCCGACGUCAUGGUGAAACUGCCUCCAGGAUCCAGACUGAUGAGGGUAAAAGCUCUGGGUAAAGAUGGCGUGGUUGGGAGGGCGCUAACAGCAAAGACCUCCAGUGCAGUGUUGGUGCAGAUACCAGGACCAGUGGACAUGGAUUCCAUCUUUGAGAUAAUUUAUGUUGACUCAGUUGGGGAAUUGUCCACGAUGCUUGCGGCUUGUCUCAAGGCAAAGACACGGAGUGGGCAGGUUCCUCACCCACGAGCUCGGGAAGAACCCGACCUGUGGGAGCUCUGGGACUUUGAGGAGAUUCCUCUGGAACCGUACGCUCCAGGACCGACAGAGACGCUGGCCACGACUGAGUCAACGGAAGCGACUGAGUCAACAGAGGCGACGGAUCCUCCAACAACCAGUAACGACAGUAUCACCACCAGUAACAUGGGUGACCUAUGCUGAUGCAGACAUCUUUGAGUUGUGGGGAUUCGGUGAAAUUCCCAGUGGGCCAUAUACUGGUGACACAAUUGCAACAACUACUCUGACCACGCCAACCACCUCAUCCACUACUGCCUCAGCAACCAGCAUUGAUGUGACCACUCUGAGUGCCACCACAACUACCAGCGGCAUCACCAGUAGGGCUUAUUACUGUACCAGUGUCUGGGUUCAGAUGGCUGCUGCUCUUUAAGCGCAACCACGACCACUGAGGCCCCAACUACAACCAUCACCACGACGACCACUGAGGCCCCAACUACCACGACGACCACUGAGGCCCCAACUACAACCAUCACCACGACGACCACUGAGGCCCCAACUA